Molecule: messenger RNA, 5572 nt
Organism: Neogale vison (American mink)
Lineage: Eukaryota; Metazoa; Chordata; Mammalia; Carnivora; Mustelidae
Gene: HSPA12A
Product: heat shock protein family A (Hsp70) member 12A
Exons: 12
Coding region: 102-2132 (676 amino acids)
Source: RefSeq, a predicted model, not a curated record
CAUCAGACCCGGCCCGAGCGCCUCCGAGGACGCGGACUGGGACCCACACGGGCACAGGGGCUGCGCCGGAGGUUCCUCUCGCGGGCGGGGGCUGCGCGACCAUGGCGGACAAGGAAGGCGGCGGCGGCGACACGGGUCCCCGAGAAACAGCCCCCACGUCUGCAUAUUCGUCUCCAGCCCGGAGUCUGGGGGACACAGGGAUAACACCGCUGUCUCCUUCCCAUAUCGCGAAUGAUGCUGACCCGAACGUCUCGGAGCAGCAGACGUUUCUGGUGGUGGUGGCCAUUGACUUCGGAACCACGUCCAGCGGCUAUGCCUACAGCUUCACCAAGGAGCCAGAAUGUAUCCACGUGAUGAGGCGAUGGGAAGGGGGCGACCCUGGAGUGUCCAACCAGAAGACUCCGACCACCAUCUUGUUGACUCCCGAGAGGAAGUUCCACAGCUUCGGGUAUGCCGCCAGGGACUUCUACCACGACCUGGAUCCCAACGAGGCCAAGCAGUGGCUGUACCUGGAGAAGUUCAAGAUGAAGCUGCAUACCACUGGGGACCUCAACAUGGAUACAGACCUAACGGCAGCAAACGGCAAGAAAGUCAAAGCCCUUGAAAUCUUCGCGUACGCCCUACAGUACUUCAAGGAGCAGGCGCUGAAGGAGCUGAGUGACCAGGCGGGGUCGGAGUUUGAGAACUCUGACGUCAGAUGGGUCAUCACGGUGCCUGCCAUUUGGAAACAGCCCGCCAAGCAGUUCAUGAGACAAGCUGCCUAUCAGGCAGGCCUGGCCUCCCCGGAGAACGCGGAGCAGCUCAUCAUCGCCCUGGAGCCCGAGGCCGCCUCCAUCUACUGCCGGAAGCUGCGGCUGCACCAGAUGAUCGAGCUGAGCAGCAAGGCCGCGGUCAACGGGUACAGCUCCGGCGACACAGUGGGAGCUGGGUUUGCACAGGCUAAGGAACACAUACGGCGUAAUCGGCAGAGUCGGACCUUUUUGGUGGAGAAUGUCAUAGGAGAAAUCUGGUCGGAGCUAGAGGAAGGCGACAAGUAUGUGGUCGUGGACAGUGGCGGGGGCACCGUAGACCUGACCGUCCAUCAGAUACGGUUACCGGAGGGACACCUGAAAGAACUGUAUAAAGCAACAGGUGGACCCUAUGGAUCCUUAGGAGUAGAUUAUGAAUUUGAAAAACUUCUGUGUAAAAUAUUCGGAGAGGAUUUUAUCGAACAAUUCAAAAUCAAGCGUCCGGCGGCCUGGGUUGACCUAAUGAUUGCAUUUGAGUCUCGUAAAAGGGCAGCUGCCCCAGACCGAACUAACCCACUAAACAUCACCCUGCCCUUCUCCUUCAUCGACUACUACAAGAAGUUCCGAGGGCACAGCGUGGAGCACGCCUUGAGGAAGAGCAAUGUGGAUUUUGUGAAGUGGUCCUCACAAGGGAUGCUGAGGAUGAGUCCAGAUGCCAUGAAUGCUCUUUUUAAGCCAACCAUUGACAGCAUCAUUGAACAUCUCCGGGACCUGUUUCAGAAGCCAGAGGUGUCCACGGUCAAGUUCCUCUUCCUGGUGGGAGGCUUUGCCGAGGCGCCCCUCCUGCAGCAGGCGGUGCAGGCCGCCUUCGGCGACAAGUGCCGCAUCAUCAUCCCCCAGGACGUGGGCCUCACCAUCCUCAAGGGCGCCGUCCUCUUUGGCCUGGACCCCGCCGUCAUCAAGGUGCGCCGGUCGCCACUCACCUACGGGGUGGGCGUGCUGAACCGCUACGUGGAGGGCAAGCACCCGCCCGAGAAGCUGCUGGUGAAGGACGGCACUCGCUGGUGCACCGACGUCUUCGAUAAGUUCAUCUCCGCCGACCAGUCGGUGGCCCUGGGGGAGCUGGUCAAGCGGAGCUACACCCCGGCCAAGCCCUCGCAGCUGGUCAUCGUCAUCAACAUCUAUAGCUCCGAGCACGACGACGUGAGCUUCAUCACCGACCCGGGGGUGAAGAAGUGCGGCACCCUCCGCCUGGAUCUCACGGGGACCAGCGGCGCCGCCGUGCCCGCCCGGAGGGAGAUCCAGACCCUCAUGCAGUUCGGGGACACAGAGAUCAAGGCCACGGCCGUGGAUAUAGCCACCUCGAAGAGCGUCAAGGUUGGGAUUGACUUCUUAAAUUACUAACAGGUCCGCCCCACCCCGCUGCCUGCCCUCCCUGGGACUCCGUUCCCCUGCAUCCGCUGACCUCAACCCUGACUGUUCUUUCUCUGUCCUUGACCCUCAGCAUUGCCCACCUGAAUUUCAGCAGGGAAGAUGGGAACCACGAGGGCUAAAAAAUGAUUAGGGAUUUUUGAGGGCACACUGGAGUCAGAAAAAGCUGUCGGAAAUGGAGCUUGAGGUUUGGGAAUAAGAAUUCUGAGGAUCCUGGAGGAGCAGCUGGUUUCCACACGUACCCAGUGGUGAAACAGCCGCCCGACGCAGGGGUUCGGCCCGUUUCUGUAGCAGUCACUCAGCUUGCUUUGAACGGAUCUCUGUUAGGGUGCCCUCGUCUAUUUGAGACUUUCUACGUUUUUUGGAUGGCAGUCAGUAUAAAAUGCUGUCCAUCUGCAGUUCAUUUCUUUUUGUCCUCCCGUGAUGGAAAGCGAGGAUUUAGUGGGAGCUGGGAGCCUGCUCACCCGGCGGCAGAGGCCUGCCCACGCUGGGCACUAUUUUAGAUUCUCAUAAUUUCCAUUCUGAAUAGGUUCAGGGAGGAGUUCAAUAUCGCCUGAGCUCAUCUACGAGGAUUCGAGUGAGUGGGAGAGUUGACGCCUUCCCUUUUCGGCAGGGGAACGCUUGCUUGGAGGGAAAAGGUAUUUAGGUGCUGCUGAUUUAUCCCAGAUCAUCUGCUGUGGCAUCGUUCCCCGAUGCUGGAUCCUGAUUUCUGAAUCCAUAAGUAAUUCAAGACAUCCUGGGAGGCUUCUGUGUGGGGGAGAAAUGGGCGUGCAGUUUGCCUUGUUCCCAUCCCCCAGCCCAGGAAUCUGCAACAGCCCCUCACCUUGACAAGGGUCCAUAUUUUAAAUUACGUCCCCCCUCACCCUCAUCUCCCAAGGAGUUUUAGCCCUACAGUACCACAUUUCAAAAAGAAUACACUGGUGAUACAUGGGUAGAGAGUCUGUACUAUGAAAGGUCCAUCUAAAAUCUUCAUUUUUUUAAAGCUUAACUAAAAGGAAUUCAUAGUCUAUACAUGAUAAAUUCAGCCAGGUCUUUCCAAAGCUGAUCUGUGGGCCCCCCUCGUGAGAACUGCCUGAGUGCCUCUUAAAAGCAGGUUUCUGGAUCCUAUUCCUUUUACAAAUUGAAGUCAAGUCUUGGGGAGCUGGGCGGGGGGGCAGGAUUUGCAUGUUUAGUAGACACCACAGAGGACCGUGGGUCCAUGGGAAUCUGAGAACGCCUAACUUGAGGUUUUGUUGGAAGCCGAAGCGGACACCAGCGCCUGCAGUCUCCCCCCUUGGGGAGAGGAUUUCCAAGUGAAGAGCGGGGGAUCCGUGCCCUGCCCUUUGUGAGUGGGGUUGGGGCUCCACGUGGCUUGGGGGUGGUUCUUUUCACCCUCACGCCUGGGCCUGUGAAGGAGGAAGGUUGGAAGGGACCCUAAGAACGAGCUGGGGAACCAGCUGGUGUGUCUGCGGGAGCUCACUCCGCGAUUUGAAAUCCCUGGAGGCAUGCAUAAUGAAGGGAGGGAGGAUACCUAAGGCGCUGGCUUGGAAGGCAAGCUGGAUUCGCAAAUCCAUUACCAUGGCCGGUAAGCAGAUUCCAAAUAGCAUUUCCAGUUUCAUUUGAACUUGCCUUUCCACACCGCCUGCUGCAGAAUUCCCUGCUAGAAUGUGAAACAUGAACAAGCCACUGACCUAGAGGAUGCUAGUCCCGUCCUUUCACUCCGUAGCGGGGAUUGCACGUCUGGGCACACAGGUGUGUUUGCUGGGGUUCUCUUGCUGCCUGCUCUGCUUCAAAAGCUAAAUGUUCUGGGUCUUUCUUUAGUGUUGCCAGCCAUACUCUGGCAAAUAAGACUUCUCAAGUUAGUUAUAAGUAAUAUAAUUUUAUGUACAUAUGAUAUUAGAAUAUUGUACAGAAUCUUUAUUUCUACAAUGUGCUUUUCUUGUUAAAAAAAAAAAAAGGGAGAAAUGCUCUUUGAAUUUUGUUGAUGACAUUGCUGCCUUUCUUUUCCCAUGGCUUCAUUUUUUUAAUUGCACUUACUUACCGAUUUGCACCUGAUACUAAGCUUAUGGACUAUGUAUGCGGGACCGAGCCAGAGUCAGAGGUGCCGAGGCUCCGAAUACUCUGGAAAAAGAAAAGGGGGACACCAGCGGGAUCAACAGCUUCGUCAGACCUUGCUUCCCUCACAUCCUUCCCAAAGGCUCACAGUUUAUAUUGAAAGGAGCAUAAUCAUGUAUUGAUUUUCCCCUCCAGUCUUUGAAAGCUGAGCAUGCUGGUCCUAUGCGCCACGUGACUGUGCAGGACAAUAUAUGAAAACUCUGUGCAUCCCUGCAGAGGGGUCAACUUCUUCUCAUGGGGCAGAGCAGUUGCUCUGACGGUCCGGUGUGGUCUCCAUGUGCAGGGCCGUCAGUCCAACAGGGUUCGAGGACGGGAUGGAGAGGUGCACAAAUCCAGACGUUCCACUCAAUUAAGUGUACGUAUAAGUAAUUUAGUGAAGUCUUUUUUUUUUUUUGGCUAAUGUAAGACCUUUCCCACCUUGCACUGAGGAUAUCUCUUUGUCUAAUUUCUCUUUAGCGAGUUGGUUGAAUUCUGCACAUGGCAAGCAGGUGUUGGAGGGGGUGAUAACUUCACUGCACUUUGUUCUGGCCCCAGAAAUGCAGCCCCGAUAGUCAGUCUUCUUAAAGGGACUCCCGAAAUCCAUCCCUCCUCUUCUUCCUGCCCACGGAAAUAUUCUAGAAUGAGAACACUGGAUAAAUACACGCGGACGCAUUUUCUGAUCUUAGAAAGUUCCUAAAAGGCCUGUGGUCUUGACCAUUUCUCAGCAGUCCUUGACAUAUUAUCUGAGGUUCGUGUUUUCGCAGCAGAACUUUGGAAGGAUUGCCUUUCUAAAUGCCCUCUGUACACAGCAGGCAGUAGUAAAUGCUGAAUGCCAGACAAGUCACAGACAAGAUAGGAAAGAGAAGACGACACACAGGCACUCGCCCAGAGUCGGAGAUUGAGUCCAGAUUGAGUCUGGACUAAGCUUGAGUCCAGAUUGCAGAGCCUGCCCGCCCCCUAGGAUGUUAUUUAGAUCAAGUUUAGCUUUUAGAGUCUAGGUCUGGUUAAUUGCCAGGGUGGCAAAGAGUCGCAUGCGUCCAUAUAAACAGGAGUGCACUAUUAGUCGAAGAUCGAAUUUCACAUUGUAGAGUUGAAGUAGCUGUAAGCUGCGUAUUUAUGCUGAGAAAUGACUAAGUGGAUGACUCGUAUAAAAGUUGUCCACUAUGUCACACCUCUCAUCUGCUUGGAACAUGGAACUUUAUUCUAAAAUAUCAGCCAUUGGGGUCUUGUUCACUGCAAGAUGAAUUCACUCUCCACGGAACUUUGCAACUGUUCAUGACGUGACGAGAUUGUACUGCAAGCUCUGUCUUCACAGAUGUCUAAUAAAGCAAAACUCUGGA